AUGUUAAAGGUUUUGAAAAUCGUCCUCUUCUGUAGCUUGCUGCCCCUGUCUCGGGGAGUGGUCCCUGGAGUCUUUUCUGUAGUCAGUCCAGAGGGAAUUCACAAAGUUGUCUCAGGUGUAUUGCUUCAGGAUGGGCUUCUCCAAAAGCAUCUCCAGGCAAUACAGAUCCCCGGCAUCGUGAGCAGAGGGGGCCUGCUCGGUUCAUUCAUCAGCAUCACAGGACUAGAAGCUGUUAACGUCCAGCUGCCCACGGUGUCGGUGACGCUGCUGCCUGGAAUUGGGGGCCAGCUGACCAUUGCUACUAAGCUGGAGAUCAAUGGCAACUUGUUGUUAUCUGGGCUGAUCCAUAUUUCAGUGGACGUGAACCUUAACGCAAAAGUCAGGGUGACUGACUAUUCAGCAGGCGUCUUCCAAGUUGUAAUUGAAGACUGCCAAUCCCUGCUUGGUCCCUUUGGCAUCAGGCUCCUCUCAGGUUUCAUGUCAGCUGCUUUUCCUACUACACUCGUCUCUUCCACUGCCCUGGGGGUGGGGGAGAGUUCAAACCAUUUGCUGGUCCCCCUUGGUGCCGUAGGAAAGAUCCAGUAUCAGUUAGCCAGCCUUCCACUGAUAACUGACCUGUAUGUUGGACUGGAUUUAAAUACCGUGAUCCAUCAGCUGGAAGGAGGCAACAUCUCCCGCCCUGUCAGCGCCGUCCCCGUCACCCUGCAGGGCAAUGUUCUGAACCUGGGGCUGAGCCAGGCUUUCCUCAACGCCGCACUGUCCCUCCUCGGCCGGAUCCAGCCACAGACAUUUAUUUCUACAUUGGACGUGGAUAAAUGUUCUGAAUUUUCAGUUCUUGGUGGAACUCGUCCCGCACACUGGCGUUCAACUGUGUCUCCUCACUGAUCUCCACCUCC
Messenger RNA from Mauremys mutica (yellowpond turtle), 896 nucleotides. Its product is annotated as BPI fold-containing family B member 4-like. Lineage: Eukaryota; Metazoa; Chordata; Testudines; Geoemydidae. Bases 1 to 885 code for a protein of 294 amino acids. The record is from RefSeq and is a predicted model, not a curated record. The transcript is spliced from 8 exons. Gene Ontology annotation, molecular function: lipid binding.